CAUAAACAUCAUCUCCUCACUUUCAAUCUUCCACCACCAAAAAAAAUCCCCCAAUCCAGUCUUCCACCAUGUACUUCUCCACUAUCGUCCUCUCCACCCUCCUCGCCACCCUCUCCUCGGCAACCAUCAUCCUCGGCCACGCUGACUACGAAAACGACGGCCACAAAGACACGGCCGUCUGGAUCCAGGGCCAAGACCCCUGCGCCUAUACCUACAUGGGCCAUGGUAGCCCCUGUAGCUUCAACGGCGGCAACUUUGUCGCCUCAAACACGUUCCACUACCGCAUCGUCAACUGCAACAAUGGCCAGCCUUUUACGCUACAGAACGAAAAUGGGUCCAAGAAUGCUGAGGCCGUCUUCCGGCCCAUUGAUGAUUUGGUGCACUGCCCAGGCGGAUAUACUAUGGGCCAGACUUGGGUUUUCUAAAUGACAGGCUAAGGGGUGGAGAAAUGAGAAGGAGGGCGGGGGGUGAUAGAGGAUACUGACUUAGUCACUCACUUUUGUUUGAUCUGGAAUUUCCGGGCAGUAGUUUGGAAAUGAGAGAAGAGGGGGGGUUACGUAGUCGAUUUUUGAACGCUCGUUUUUAGUUUUGACUCUUUUUGGAGGAAGUUUUGUUUCGGCGGUGUAGAUAGAUGAAAAGGAAGGCUUGAAUUCAAGGUUUUCGACAAUGCCUG
This is a messenger RNA of Bipolaris sorokiniana ND90Pr, 673 nucleotides long. RefSeq lists its product as uncharacterized. Lineage: Eukaryota; Fungi; Ascomycota; Dothideomycetes; Pleosporales; Pleosporaceae. The coding region runs from base 69 to 425 and encodes 118 amino acids. The transcript has a single exon. The record is from RefSeq and is a predicted model, not a curated record.